UGCUUGUAAUUUCAUUUUUUAUUUCGAUUACAUGGGUUGCUUUUGCAUCUGGAUUUAAUUCAAAUUCAUCAUUUCAAAUUACUCAAUUAUAUCCAUAUAAACUUUGUUGGUUUACACGUCGAGUUAUUUAUUACUUUCUGACAAUACCUGUUGGUUUAUUUCUAUUAAUUAAUAUAUUUAUAUUUAUUCGUGUAAGUCAACGUAUAAUAAAUCAUGUUCUAAAUGCAACAUCACGUCAUCAAACAUAUGAAAGAAUGAAACGAUGUGUACUUAUUUUACUUCUAUCGUGUGCAACUCAAGGUAUUGGUUGGCUUUUUGGUCCAUUUUUGACGUUUGCUAAUGAAGAUACUGCAAAUGUUUUAGGAUGGUUUUUUAUUAUAUUUAAUGGAUUAGAAGGUUUAUGGAUGAUACUUCUAUAUAUAAUAAUUCGAUCACAACGUAUGGAUGAACAAAAACGUGUCGUAGCUGCUAGAGAAUUAACGAAAUCGAAAGAAUCAAAAUCAACAUCUCUCACACACAAAAAAUCUUUCGAAGAAGAUAAUGAACAAGAAGAUCGUAGUAUAACAAGAGAUACUGAAGUUAAAUAUCGGAAUACACAAAAAGAAACGUCGCGCUCAUCCGAUGAUCUUCGUGAUAACUCGAUAAGGAAUUCUCAUGUUGAAGAUAAUACUUUUACAUCAUACUGUUAA
This is a messenger RNA of Rotaria sordida, 689 nucleotides long. The record is from the annotation of a GenBank genome assembly. NCBI's taxonomy places the organism in Eukaryota, Metazoa, Rotifera, Eurotatoria, Philodinida, Philodinidae.